Molecule: messenger RNA, 3912 nt
Organism: Bradysia coprophila
Lineage: Eukaryota; Metazoa; Arthropoda; Insecta; Diptera; Sciaridae
Source: RefSeq, a predicted model, not a curated record
GCUGCCUCUGUGUGUAAAUAUACUUCUUCUCAAUAGUGUACUAACUCACAUUUUGUAAGGUUUGGAUAAAAUGAAAUAAACAAAAAUAUUAUGUGAACAGUGUAUCCGCAGAGAAAUUCGUCAAAUUUUUUUUUCGAUUUGUGUUGUAAUCCUUGGGUGAAUCUGACACUCUUGGUUUCUUACUGGAUACGAAAUGAUUACGGUUCGUUUUCUGACGGUCUUUAAGUGUCCCGUAUUCCAAGUACAUAUUGAUGGUCGGGUAGAAAGUUGAACAGUUCAGUGAUAAUUCCUUCGGUGGUGCAAAUCGAACGCAGUUGGUAGUGAAUAUUAAACCGCACCUGACAUUAUCUGUGUAUUACAUUUUUCCCCGUCAACAUGUUUUAUGUGUAUAUGAUUCUAUGCGAAUGAUGUGAAAAUAAGACGGUACCAGAGUGCUCGUUUCAUUUAAUUUUUUUUUAUCAAAUUAGUUUUUCGAUCACAAAAACUUAUGUAAUGUAUAGUAUGCGGUGUGUAAUUGUACUUUAUCGGUGAAAUCAUUUAAUACUUUUUGUGAAAAACGAAAAUGAUUUAAAAUUUACUGCCACAAAGAGAGGGAGAGUGAGCGACAGAGAGAGAAGGGAAAAAAAGCUGAAUGAGAGUUUCAUCAAAUUAAAAUAUUCACUUUGACAGUCAAUUAAAAAAAGACUUUCUGAAAACCGUUUUUCUACUUCAUAUCAAGCCGAAUCGGAUAAAGAUCUACAAAUGCGAUUGAUGGGCAAUCCCGCAGAUGUAUGCCGAUUCAUACAGUGAAGUUAAUUUCCAUUCCAAAAUCGAAAAAUAAAAUAUGAAAAUCAGAGGUGGCCCCAGCGAUGCAACACUGUCUAACGCUUGUCUGGAAAAUAAGAAAAAUGGCAUUCGUGACCUCAGUAUUUUACAGAAGCCGAUUCAAACGUCCAUAACGGGAUUCAAGGAAGUCGUUAAGGCUUACAAGGACGGAACGGAGGAGAUAAAAUUGCUUCUAUCCAACGAAUGUGAUAUAAUUUACGAAUGCAAAGCGUGCCGUAACAUUUUUCGAAGCUUAGCUAAUUUCAUCAGUCACAAACGUACCUAUUGCACAACCAAUUUCAACUCUUCACAACAUUUCCAUUUCCGUCAAAAUGACCAAGACAUUGCAACCAUCAUUGAGCAUUCGGACGCACAAUCGAAUAGCAAAGAGACCAAGGAACAUGUGCGUGACCUGGGCAGCAUAAUCGAUCGGUUAAUGCGACGCGAACAGACCAGUCAGGUGAUAACGUUGAGUGAUUUGUACGACCAAGCGAGUCAGAAUUUGACACAAGAUGAAGUGAUUAAGAAGAAGCAAAUUCUUCAGUUAGACAAAAUGGUGAAUAGUGAUGUGGCUGUGUAUCAAACGUUGAAAAAGGAAGACGGUGAUAGCAUUAAGAAGGAGGUGAAUGAAAUUCACGAUAUGUUCGAGAAUGUUCAAACGGUUCUAGGACCGGACGGCAAAGUAUCUGGUGGAGGUGGCAAUACUGCUGGUCAAAGUAUAGCCUUGAAAACGGAGUCAAUGCGAUUUUCCUGUAAAAUUUGUUCUCGUAAGUUUAUAACCGAGAAAAUGUUAAAGCUUCACAUCAAAGCUAAGCACAUACCAUCUACAAACGUUUAUCCAUGCAAUGCGUGUCCGCGAACAUUCCUACUGCCAGCAGGAUUGAUCAGACAUCUAAACAAUGACCAUAAGAAACCAAUGCGUCGCAUUCGUCUAAUGCGUGAAGCCAUUUUUAAACGCCGCACCAGAAAGGACGAAGUUCAGUCAAAGGGUCCCAAUCGUGAAUUGUCGCGCUUGCAAAACGGCAACCGUGAACCGACUGCAAGGUCAUGGCAAUCCGACAACAUUGAGAAAAUUAAAGUGUCGUCGAUAUGCAUAUUCUGUGCGAAAUCUUUCGAACGUCGGGCAGCCCUGAUAACACAUACCAAAAAUUGUGCACAACGCGGGAAACAUUCGAUUAGCAACGGUCACGCGAACAACGAGGACGAGGAUGACGAUAAUGUCGACAAAUCGGUUCAGAGCUUUAUGGCAAUGCUGAAGAGGGAGAAGGAAAUCCAGGCCAACGUUCAGAAAUGCAUCGAUGAAGAGGAAGAUCAAUUGAUUGAGGAAAACAGUUCACAUGGCAACGAUUCAUCUGCAGGGCUUGGUUUGGAUGUGAAUAAAAAUGAUUCGGAAGAGGUGACGGUAGUUAAAAAUAAACGCAAGCGUCACAUUGUACAGAAGGUAGACCAGCCCACAGCUGACGAUAUUAUUGGCAACUCAACAUGGCACAUGGAUGACAGUGAUCACGUAAAUGGCAGUGUCGUCGAAAAUGAUGCUGCAAGUGCAAAGCCAUCGGAGAAAAAGAAGAAGAAGAAAAUGAUUUUGGAAAAAACGACCGACUGUACGAUGUGUCCCAAAAAAUUCACCAACAUCAGCAACUUGCGCAGACACGUAGCCAUGUUGCACUAUCGACAGAAAACGUUUGGCUGUAAAUUGUGUGACUACAAAGCAUUUCGAAAGAUUGACAUCAUAAACCAUCUGGGCGUGUGCCACCACAUUGGUGGAGAGCCCGAUGUGUGUUCGGAGCUGGUGGUGAACAUUCAAAUCGAUAGCAAUAAAUUCAACGAUGAGAAAAUCAAGGCAGUUGCUCCUGCCUUAAAUAAAAUCGAACAGGAAUUAUUAAGCCAAAGCAAUGAAACCGACAGAAUCGAUACAGUGGACACUCUGAACGGCUCCGAUAGCGUCGUUCAUCCGAUCAUUUGUAAUGAAACAAUUUCGUCAGGCAGCAACAGCAACAGCCCAGAUAAAUCGACCAAUGCCAGCGAUUCGAAAGAAAAUUCGUCGAGCGAAAAACUGAAAAAACGCGGACGACGCCUCAAAGUCAAACAAUCAAAUGCAACGGAAGGUCGGACAAUUUCUCAAAACUCGUCCAGCGAAUCGUUGCCCGACUGUCAGCCCUCACAAAUGAAUCGACCCGUUCGCAAUCGCGUCAAAAUAAUGAACAAAGACUUCGUCUAUGAUCUCUCCAAUUUACUUCGCAAAGAAGCUGUGGUAUACAAAGAACAAUUGAUUCCGAUUGUCAUCAAAAAUCCCAAACGCAAAUUGUCACAAACGGCCGAACUAUCUUCGUCCAGCCGAGAGAAAGAUGAACCGGUCGAAUUAUUACCGAAGAAAUUGUCACCGGUUGACUGUAUCGCUGGCUCGGCCAAUACAAUGGCACAACAGGCCAUCGACAGUUUUCGAGCUUGUUCGAGUAAACCUCCAGAACUGCCAUCUGAACGACCAAUCGUACCUGCUAAAAUAAUUCAAAUGCGUCGAUCCACGAAUGGCAUACACAAUUGGAACGCUGUACAUAGUGAAGACGGAAGCAAUCGACAGUCGUCUAGUGACAAGCUAUUCGAAGCAUUAGCAAAUAAGAAUCGCUUGUUCGAGGCAAGCACUGUGAUUGGCAAUGGAACGGACAUGGUUCCCGAACAAGCUGCCAUCUCGCCGACGGAUGAAACCGUACCGCCGCUGGCCAUUUCAUCGUGUUUGUCAGAUAAAAGUAGUGACCAGAUGUUUUGCUCCAAUGAAUUGGUGUGCCAGCAGUUAGUCGUUAAUAAUCUAACCGAUCCAAAUAAUGCAUUUCUAGUCUCAACACAAACCGAAUCGCUGCCUACCAACGGUAAUAGCAAACGAAUCACAUUGCUGCAACGAUUGAUGGAAAUCAAUCAGUCAAAGAAGAAGGGGAACUGAAAAGGGUUCCGCGAAGUUUUGUCACACCAUUUUGCCAUUUCUCCCCGAUUUUGCGGGAUAUUUAAAUAAUUUUUUUUUUUUAGAAAGAAACUUAAGAAAAUUACUUUUCGUUAAUUCAAAAAUUGUUAAUUUAAAAUGGAUGAUUAUUUAGUGAAAUAUAAUUCACAAAUUCA